AUGGCUGAGACAACGAAGUCGGUUGCAGAAUGGCGCUUGCCGCUCCACUCAUGGGAUACACAUGUUCAUGUUUUUGAACCCUCGAAGUAUCCUUAUGCCUUGGCGCGGGCAUACACCCCAGAAAUUGCGACAUACGAACAGCUGCUUGCCUUUAAUGGCAAUCUGACUAUUUCGCACACACCACAGAACUUGGUGCUUGUUCAGCCUUCGCCCUACGGAACAGACAACUCUUUGAUCAUCGACCUUCUAAAAAACCACUCUUCUUGCUCCAUUGGCGGUGAGGGGAAGCUGCGCGCGAUCACAGUGUUCAACGAGACCCAAGUGAGCGACGAUCAAUUGAAGGAAUGGGAUAACCUUGGCGUGCGUGGUUUCCGCAUCAACACGGAAGCAUCGAGCAGCGGUACCGACUAUGAGCACCUCAAAGCCAGAAUCAACGAUACCGCCAAGCGUGUCAAUGAGUAUAAGAACUGGAAGUGCCAGCUCUUCAUCUCCGGUGAGGAUUGGGACCACAUCUACGACACCAUCAAAGAUUUGCCACUUCCGGUCAUUGCGGAUCAUCAAGGUGGCAUGAAAGGCACAUCGGCUCUGCCUGCCAACGUGACUUCUGUGACGGAGCAGCCCGGUUACAAAUCUCUGCUAUCUCUAGCAAAAGCAGGUCAUGUUUACAUCAAAGUGUCAGGCUUCUAUCGAUCCUCGAAGCUCACCACCGGAGGGUACGAUGAUCUUGAGCCUUUGAUCAAAGAAUUCGCGAAAGAGGUUCCAGACCGGCUUAUCUGGGCAUCUGAUUGGCCGCACACUGGCUCCGGGGCCAACAGAACGGAGGCAAACAAGUUGAUUCCAGAGAAGUUUCGAGUGGUUAAUGAUGCCGCUGUCCUGCAGAAUGUACGCAAGUGGGUCGGUCCGGAUGUCUGGAGGCGCAUGAUGGUCGAUACUCCAGUGAAGGUCUAUGAGUAA
Molecule: messenger RNA, 954 nt
Organism: Macroventuria anomochaeta
Lineage: Eukaryota; Fungi; Ascomycota; Dothideomycetes; Pleosporales; Didymellaceae
Exons: 2
Coding region: 1-954 (317 amino acids)
Molecular function (GO): hydrolase activity
Source: RefSeq, a predicted model, not a curated record